AUGGUAUACCUGGAAGAGAAAAUGUUCAGGAGUCGCGUAGGUGAGCCCGGGAGUGGCAGUACAUCGGUGCGCGGGGGCCGCGGCUGUCGCUGUUCCGCGCUGUCGGGGAGAGUUGCUGACCUAGCGGAUACAGACGGGAUUUGUGCCGGUGUCAGCAGCGGGGCAGAGACAGGCGGGGGCCGUGUGCCGGUGUCGGGCGGCUUCGGUGGUGGACGCGGGGACGUGAAGACGCAUGGCGGGGACUGGACAGUGGCUGGGCUGGGCGGUGGCAGAGGCGACGCGGGUGUCAGCAGCUGUAGAGCCGGGGUCCCGUUCCCGUCCUUACUCUCCCCCCCGCGGUUUGAGAGGCUGGCACGGGGGGGUGGCACGGGGGGCCCGGGGACGGCGGAGGCAGGAGCGCCGGCGCUAGAAGCUGUGACUGCGCAUGCGUGGAUGGCGUCAGCGCCGCAGGGCAGCAUGGGGGAGUGGUGUACGGCAGCGGGCAUUUCGGAUCGGCCCGCGCCGCACCGCACAGAUCGGUGUCGCUGCACGGCGGCGGCGGCGGGGCCGGCGGCACCACGGGCGCCGGGAAAGCGGAGCCCGCGGGGCACCAAGGCGGCGCGGGCGGCACGGAGGGGGUCGCCGGCGCUCCUGCCUCCGCCGUCCCCGGGCCCCCCGUGCCACCCCCCCGUGCCAGCCUCUCAAACCGCGGGGGGGGAGAGUAAGGACGGGAACGGGACCCCGGCUCUACAGCUGCUGACACCCGCGUCGCCUCUGCCACCGCCCAGCCCAGCCACUGUCCAGUCCCCGCCAUGCGUCUUCACGUCCCCGCGUCCACCACCGAAGCCGCCCGACACCGGCACACGGCCCCCGCCUGUCUCUGCCCCGCUGCUGACACCGGCACAGAUCCCGUCUGUAUCCGCUAGGUCAGCAACUCUCCCCGACAGCGCGGAACAGCGACAGCCGCGGCCCCCGCGCACCGAUGUACUGCCACUCCCGGGCUCACCUACGCGACUCCUGAACUGCCCUGCACCACCACCAGCAGCCACGAAAGACGGGGGAGAACGGGAGUGA
This is a messenger RNA of Poecile atricapillus (Black-capped chickadee), 1053 nucleotides long. Its product is annotated as proline-rich protein 36-like. The coding region runs from base 1 to 1053 and encodes 350 amino acids. Lineage: Eukaryota; Metazoa; Chordata; Aves; Passeriformes; Paridae. The record is from RefSeq and is a predicted model, not a curated record. The transcript is spliced from 3 exons.